AUGUAUGAAGAAAUCAUCUAUGGGCCUGAGGACGCGGUGCCAUUGGCCUCCAAUAAUCAUGAGGCCAUCGUGAUAGAGGUCGUAACAUGCAACUAUAAAGCGAAGAAGGUGUACAUAGACAACGGGAGCGCCAUUGACGUGUUAUAUUACAAGACCUUUAAAGAACUGCAACUGGAAGACAAGCAGCUCAUUCCUGUCCAAACUCCCCUAAUUGGUUUCGCAGGUCCAUCGGUAAGACCUGAGGGAAUGAUAACUCCCAUGGUCAAGGUGGGGGUGUCGCCAAAAUGCCGAACUGUCCCAGUGAACUUUGUAGUGGUGAAGGAGCCCUCGUUGUAUAAUAUGAUUCUGGGGCGGCCUACUCUGAAUGCACUCCGAGCCGUCUGCUCGACGCUGCACCUUAGCAUGAAAUUCCCCAUGCUUGCCGGAGUUGCGGAGAUGCUGGGAGAUCCAGAAGUAACUCAGGCCUGCUACAACGCCACUCUCAAAGGUAAGGAAAAGCUGGUGGCUCAAACGACCUGCCUGGAGCCUUGGGAGCCAGUGGGGAAAGUGGAGAGACUGGAGAAAGAUGAGGGGUUGAUCGAGCUGCCGGUCAGCAGAGGACAACCAGAUCGCGCGGUCAAGACGGGCUCCUGCCUGAGCGAGCUGACCAGGAGAGCACUAGAGUCCCUUCUGGAAGAAUACGCGGAAAUUUUCGAGUGGAGUGCGGAUGACAUGCCCGGGAUCCCGACCGAACUGGCAGUUCACAAGCUUCAUAUGGACCCCAAUAUCCGACAUGUGAAACAGAAGAAGUGGAACUUUGCGCCUGAAAGGAAUGAGGUCGUCAGGGAUGAGGUCGAAAAGUUGUUAGAGGCGAAAAUCGUGAAGGAGGUCUUUUAUUCGACCUGGCUGGCCAACCCUGUGCUGGUAAAAAAAGACGAUAAGGCCUGGAGGAUAUGCGUAGACUUCGCCGACCUGAACAAAGCUUGCCCGAAGGACUCCUACCCUCUCCCCCGAAUCGACCUACUUGUGGACUCCACCACGGGAUACGAGAUCUUCUGUUUCUUGGAUGCUUUCAAAGGGUAUUACCAGAUAGCCAUGGACGAGGAGGACCAGGAGAAGACCUCUUUCGUCACUGAAUACGGCACCUAUUGUUAG
This is a messenger RNA of Coffea eugenioides, 1134 nucleotides long. RefSeq lists its product as uncharacterized. The transcript has a single exon. NCBI's taxonomy places the organism in Eukaryota, Viridiplantae, Streptophyta, Magnoliopsida, Gentianales, Rubiaceae. The coding region runs from base 1 to 1134 and encodes 377 amino acids. The record is from RefSeq and is a predicted model, not a curated record.